AUGUAUCGACCGAACUUCUACGAGAGCACGUGUCUGAGAUGCGCUCAGACCGUCUACCAGGUCGACAGGGUGGGUCCCUUGAAGGACUUCACGUUUUUUCACGCUGGCUGCUUCAAGUGCGCAAUCUGCGGCACCAAGCUCACCCUGAAAACCUACUACAACAAUCAGCACACGAUCAAUGACAAAGAGGUGUACUGCAGCAGUCACGUGCCCAAACCCGGACCCGGGACUCUCGAUGGAUCUAGCGUGGGCAUCAGAAGCGCCCUUAAUGUACCUAGAAGCGGCUAUGUUAACGAGCAGAUCAGGGCAGGAGGCGCGCACCUGAACGGGCACGGCUCGCCGCCGGCUAACUCGUCCCAACGCGAUGGCAUCCACGGCGGUACCGGCGGUGCCUCCUCACCGUACAAUCACAAUUAUUCGGGAGACGGCAGCUAUCAGUACGGCAGGUUCGACGCGAGCGCUCUGCACAUCGCCCAUGCGCUCAAGCAGACCGAGUUACAGAAGGGCUACAGCAAGGCCCGCGAGAAACCCAUCGAUUAUUAUCUGGAUCGCGAUGAACAGACGCGUCUUGAAAUGAAACACCGGAAAGAAGAAGAUGAUUUAUAUCGGAAGUUUGCGCAUCAUCGUGAAGAAGAGGACCGACGAAUUCGCGAGGAAUUCCGAGAUGAAUGGGAGAAGGAACUGGAGCAACUGUCGGCGAGAUGGGAACGGGAAAAAGGCGGAAGAGUUCGAACCCAACAAUUUCAACAAGAGAAGGAAGACCUGGAGAAGAACAUGACUCUACGUAGAGACAAGAAGAAGGAAAGUCUCACGCGCAAGAUGCUGGAGCACGAACGGGCGGCAACCGCCGCGCUGGUGGAGAAACAGAGCUCGGAGAUGCUGGAGCUGAUCAAUGAGGCGAGAAGCGAAUACAUGCUACAGGAGAGUUUAUACCUUGACGAAGGAGACGGUUAUACUGAGGAGGCGCCGCCUCUGCCUUAUCCAUCGCGCGCGCCACCCCCGCAGCCACCAGCCCUCGCCAAGUACCAUAUCUACAAUGAUCCCCUAGAGUUCGCCGACAUGGAUCAGAUAGCUAUUUCGGUAGCCCAAGAAGAUCAAAAAACGUUCACCGACUUAGUACGGCAGUUGGUGAGCAGAUGCGGAUCGGAUAUAGAAAAGGCGAGGACAAUAUUCCGAUGGAUCACCGUGAAGAAUUUGAACACUAUGCAGUUCGAUGAAAACUUACGGGGUGACACUCCCAUGGGUCUGCUGAGGGGCAUCAAACACGGCACGGAAAGUUACCACGUUCUAUUCAAACGAUUGUGCAGUUAUGCGGGUUUGCACUGCGUGGUCAUCAAGGGUUACAGCAAAUCGGCAGGCUACCAACCGGGCGUUUGCUUCGAGGACAACCGAUUCCGGAACAGCUGGAACGCCGUGUAUGUGGCAGGUGCAUGGCGAUUCGUUCAGUGUAAUUGGGGGGCACGACACCUCGUCAAUGCCAAAGAGGUUCCCCGUCCCGGUCAAGCGAAAGCUAAGAACGACAGCCUCAGGUAUGAGUACGACGACCAUUACUUCCUGACGGAUCCUCGAGAAUUCAUAUAUGAAUUCUUCCCUUUGCAAGAGGAGUGGCAGUUGCUUAAACAGCCGAUUUCACUGAAGGAUUUUGAGGAAUUGCCUUUCGUACGGUCUUUAUUCUUCAGGUACGGCCUUUACUUUCCGGAUACGAAUACAAAUGCCGUUAUGUAUACGGAUUCCACUGGUGCUGCGACCGUGAGGAUAGCGAUGCCAGCACACAUGCAAUCAUCCCUUAUCUUUCAUUACAAUCUUAAGUUUUACGAUAACGAUGGCGAUGGUUACGACGGUGUGUCGCUCAAGCGGUUUGUCAUGCAGUCGGUUGUGGGAAAUAUAGUCGCGUUUCGAGUUCACGCACCGUGCUCCGGAUCCUUUCUCUUGGACAUAUUCGCCAACGCGGUAACGCCGAAGGAAUACUUGACCGGUGAACCGAUGAAGUUCAAAAGCGUCUGCAAAUUCAAAAUCGCAUGUGAAGAAUUGCAGACGGUAAUGGUACCGUUGCCAGAUUGCGCUAGUGGCGAAUGGGGUCCCACCAAAGCUACUAGAUUAUUCGGUCUUAUACCCAUCACUCAUCAGGUACCUCUGGUGUUCGCCGGCCGCGAGCUGGAGAUUCAAUUUCGCAUGUCGAGGCCGUUGACGGACUUCAUGGCGACCCUGCACAAGAACGGCAUUGAGGAGAAGCGCCUGUCCAAGUACGUGACGCAUUCUAUCGCCGACGACGACGUAGUCACCUUCUCCAUAAGUUUCCCCGAGGAGGGUCAGUACGGUUUGGACGUCUACACCAGAGAAUCCACAGUCUCACCCACCGCUCAGCACGACAUCACUGGCGAAAAGCAUCUGCUCACGCAUUGUUGCAAGUAUCUCAUCAAUUCCAGCAAGAGGAAUUGAGAAUAAAGUCGGGUGUUCUUAUUGAAGUUUCAUUUUCAUCCGAGGAAUUUCUGUACUCCAGUUAUAGAUUACUAGCGAGGAUUGAAAUUCCCGUGCUUAUUAAGACGAGCGAACGGUAAACGUGCUUCUUUCGUGACACUAUCGGAAAAUUAAAAUUAGAAAAACGGAUUGUGAAAUAUUUUACAGGCAUGAUGAACGUACUGUCGUUAUAUUUAUCACGAUAUAAAACGAUGACAACUGUUUUAUAAUCCGAAAGUCUCGCUUGUCACUCUGAGCUAAUUCUAUCUUUCAAAAACAGGAAACGUACAUAUAUAACGUUCUCCGGAAAUGGAUCAACCAUUAAUGAUAAAUUAAUGACACUUUGUCGUGAACAUAGAAAGAGAAAAGAGUAACGAAGCCGGUCGAGUGACGACGGUGACGAAGAGACAAUGGUGAAAGCAGUGACGUUUUACGUCAUUCUUCAAAGACUAUUUUUAUGCAAUUCCGCUACCUCGAGUCUAACAAUAGGCUUACGACUUGGAGAUAAUUAUUAAUGUAAAACCAAGUAUGGAAUUUUAGUUUUACGCGGGAGAGACAUUUUUCGAAGCAGUCUCAAGCAGCAAUAAAUACUUUCGUAUGUAAAUGGUCGGGUUUAACGCGAUUUCUUGAGCACUCGGUAUAUCCGGAGCGCGCUUACGAUCGUGCUCCCUUAUGUAUCAUGUACUGAGUUAGUACUUCCGUAUAAUGAUGCAUUCUCGCGAUCAUGCUUCUCUUAUGCAACGUAUCGAAUAAAUUAUUACGAUCUGCGUCAUAACAAUUUCACCUCCGAGCUUUACUCUCACCGACAGAUUCACAUAUUUAUCGCUAAUACCGCAUUAUUUUCAAUACUGUUAUACACUCGUCCUCGAUUGUGGAUUCAUAUGAAGCGUGUGACGCGUAUAGACCGAAGCAAAUAUAAUAUAUUUUACGAAAAAAUGCUUCUGUAUAUAUAAUGUACGUAUAUAUAGCAUCAUUACGACUUGUGUGUGGAAAAUAUUGUUAUCUAUAGAGAAUAUUUUUUGACUUGUAUCUAAAGAAGCAU
Cyphomyrmex costatus is the source of this 3499-nucleotide messenger RNA. RefSeq names its product peptidase hillarin (gene Hil). The record is from RefSeq and is a predicted model, not a curated record. The coding region runs from base 1 to 2439 and encodes 812 amino acids. Lineage: Eukaryota; Metazoa; Arthropoda; Insecta; Hymenoptera; Formicidae. The transcript is spliced from 11 exons.